AUGGCCUUAUCUUCACCCCCUAUGAGAGUUUCCUGCGGCCCUACACCCGCCGCCGCCACCACCCGUAGUAAUAAUAAUAACAAGAACAAUAACUUUCUCUGCUCCCAUGCGCUCGAUGCCGUACACAUCCGACGCGCCGCCGAGCUGGCCGACAAAUCUGCCGGUUUCACAUCUCCCCACCCCAACUUCGGCUGCGUCAUCGCCACCCAAUCCGGAAAAGUCGCCGGCGAGGGUUUCCUCUACGCCCAGGGUACCAGGCCCGCCGAGGUUCUUGCCGCUGAGGCAGCUGGCAACUUCUCCAGUCGCGGCACCGCUUACCUCAACAUGGAGCCCGGUGAUUGCCACGGAGAUCACGCUGCCGUCUCUGCCCUCGUUCAGGCAGGGAUUGAAAGGGUGGUGAUUGGGUUGAGGCAUCCAUUGCAGCACCUGAGAGGGAAUUCCAUAAGGGCUUUGAGAAGUGAAGGGUUGCAGGUUCAUGUUCUUGGUGAGGACCUCAACGGUAAACUCAUUGAGGAAGCUCGGAAAUCAUGCCUCCUUGUCAAUGCUCCUUUAAUUUGUAGAGCUGCUUCUCGAGUCCCCUUCUCUGUUCUCAAGUAUGCUAUGACCCUUGAUGGAAAAAUUGCUGCUAGCAGCGGACAUGCCUCAUGGAUCAGUAGCAGGACAUCUCGAAAUCGAGUUUUCGAAUUGCGGGGUAGAAGUGAUGCGGUCAUUGUAGGAGGAAAUACCGUUCGCAGGGACAAUCCAAGACUAACUGCAAGACAUGGAGGUGGGCAUAUGCCCAUGCGGAUUGUAAUGUCACAGACUCUUGAUCUCCCUGAGGAAGCAAACCUUUGGGAUUUCUCUGAUGUAUCGACUAUAGUUGUGACACAAAGGGGUGCAAGAAAGCGUUUCCAGAAAUUUCUUGCAUCUAAAGGAAUUGAGGUGGUGGAAUUUGACAUCCUAAACCCCAGAGAAGUAAUGGAAUACUUUCAUGAUCGUGGAUAUCUUUCAGUUUUGUGGGAGUGUGGAGGGACAUUAGCUGCAGCUGCUAUUUCAUCUGGCGUAAUACAUAAGGUGUUCGCAUUUGUUGCUCCUAAGAUUAUUGGUGGAAAGAAUGCGCCAACCCCUGUAGGUGAACUUGGGAUGGUUGAAAUGUCACAAGCCUUGGAUUUAAUUGAUGUUUGCUAUGAGCAGGUUGGACCUGACAUGCUUAUAAGUGGAUUUCUUCAACCCAUACCAGAUGCGACGCCUGUUAUUCCAUCCGUUGAUGAAACUUAUGAAAUUGAUCCAACUGUCACUCCAUAUGAAUCAAGGAUCAUAUUCUUCUACAAAACAUGGGACCCUUAUGGUGCAUUCUCAAAUUUUUCUCCGCACGCAAUUAAGAUGCCUGAUGCCAGUGGUGAUUAUGCCACUUGGUUGAGUGUAGAGCAUUACUACCAGGCUCAGAAGUUUGUUGGGGUGGAUGAUCCUGUGGCACGAGAUGGUGUUGAAAAUAUUAAGUCUGCGAAAAGUCCAGAAGAGGCAGCACGAAUAGGAAGAUCAAUGCAGAGGCAGCAGCCUGAUUUGGUAAGAUCAGAUUGGGAAAGUGUGAAGAUUGAAGUGAUGUACAGGGCACUAAAAUGCAAGUUCUCGAUAUACCCACAUUUGAAUUCUAUGUUGCUGUCAACUGCGGGAUCUGUUCUUGUUGAAGCUUCACCGCAUGAUCUCUUCUGGGGUGGAGGCCGGGAUGGAGAAGGCCUAAAUUAUCUGGGCAGGCUUUUGAUGCAGUUGAGAUCAGAGUUUCUUGGUGAGUCUCAUACGUCCAGUUAG
Prunus armeniaca (apricot) is the source of this 1788-nucleotide messenger RNA. The record is from the annotation of a GenBank genome assembly. NCBI's taxonomy places the organism in Eukaryota, Viridiplantae, Streptophyta, Magnoliopsida, Rosales, Rosaceae.